AUGGCAGCUGCCCCGCUAGAGAGCUCCAACAGCACUCCCCUCCCUCCUCCUCUGCCUGCUGCGCUUUCGUCUCCAGAGUCCUCGCGCGAGCAGCAGAACAGCGGGCUGAUGGAAGGAGAGCCCGACGACAUCCCUCCCACGACGCGCAAACGGCCUCGUCUGGACAGCGGCAGCGCCGUCUGCGAGUCCCUGUCCGCCCACGAGGCCGCCUCCGCCUCCUCCGCCGCGGCGGAACACAAGAAGCACGAACACGUGCAGGAACAGGAGAAGGAACACGAGCCAGAACAAGAGCCGGUCGAGGAGGCCGCCUCCAAGCUGAACCGUCCUGCCAGUCGUGUCGCCAUCAUCAGCAUGAAGAAGUCGCCAGAGCCCCCCUCCUCCCCGAUGGCCACUGAGCCCACCGAGCCUGCCGAGUUCGAACCCCUCCCAGAACAGGAAGGACCCAUACCCAUGUCUACGCCGGCCUCCUCGGAGGGCCAUCAAGAAGCGUGCAUCGAAGAAUCUUUUGCAGAUCCCUCCGCCGCAGCUGCUACUGCGGCCGCUUCCGCCAAUGCCAUCUCCAUCUCCUCCUCGCCCUCCCAGAGCCCCGAGAUAGAAGUCGCAGAGGUGGAGGAUAUGGACCAAGACCCCGCCGAGUCGAACUGGAGGAUACUUGGUGCUGCCGAUACUGACCCGGACGCUAUGGGGGACCGUCCCACGCCGCAGGAGGUCGUUCAGAUCCAUGACCCCGUCCCUCUGGCGGAGAACUUUCCCCGGCUGCAUGGGAAUCGCGAUAUGCGCGAGAAUAUGGAGGAGAUUGGCGCAUUGAUUGAAAAGGGACAUGCACAUGACGCCGCGGUGUUUAUGGCAGUCAAGAACUGGCUCGACGACGUCAUCAACAUCCUCGAUCAAUUGACAUAUGACACUUUUAUUGAGGAUAGAGACUUUUGGGAGGAUCUACCUGGAAUCAUUGAAUGCUUGCUGCGCAGAACUCAAGACUUGCAAUUCAGCGAUGGUCGCAGCUCAAUCCCGGUGCUGGAAGAGUUCUUUGUCGCGUUCGCUCGCCUUGCCAUGUAUUUGGUUCAUUUGGAUACGGUUCUCUUCACCCACCUGGCCGAGGAACCCGACUUACCGGCUCCCGAUUUCAUGUCAAAGACCUACCUCUCGGCGUUGGGUUGGAUCCUACAGAUCGGCAACAUCCCGUUUACCCGUAGCCUUGAGCGGCUGUACGGCGCUGAAAUCGCCAACAUGGUUGCCCGGGUCAACGACCUGAUUUCUGAUGGACCCAUUGAUGCCCUCCACCAUCUCGCCGCAUUUGCCGCUAGCAUCGUCUCUCUCUUGCCGCGCUGGCCGCAGCUGUCGUCAGCCCUCAUCUCCGUCCUGACCAUUGCCCACAACCUCGUCGAAUCCGGCAGCGAACGCAGGAAGUUUGGAGCGGACCAGGAGCUGCUUGACUCCCCGACGCAUGCACACAUGCUGAAGGAAGCCUACACUCUCUUUCGGGCCGCCGACGAAAAAUACCAGAUGCACAUCAACAAGAAGUCGCCCUGGAUCACGAGCGAGGCCACCGAGUCCAUCUUCCGCUUCAUCUCCUUUGCCUACCUGUCCAUCGCUCAUCAGGAUGCCGAUCUCUGCCGCCAACUAGCGCUCGAUCUAGACAUCCGCUUCCCGGACGAUACCCCUUUCGAUGAGAUGCCUCAGGUCAUGUUCUCUGCUUGGAAAUUCAAUGUCCUGAAGAAACACUUCAUGGAAGGUCGCAUGGAGUUGAGGGUCUAUGGCGUCGAGACCAUGCAGUCCGAACUCGUGGGUGUCUGGCGGCAGUACAUCCAUACAAGCCCCACGGGCGUCGACCACCCGAUCGUACGCUACCUGGUAAACUUCCUCAAGGAGAACAAAAUCGUCGAGUACAUUGUCGGGGUAGACUCUCAUCCACAGCUCAUCAGUCGCAGCGGCAACAUUGUCGGCUUUCUCGUCGUCACCUCCACCUACACCGACCUCGACACUGAUAUCAUCUGGCAGACCGUCACCGACAGCCAGGAUCCACGCACCGUCUCCGAAGUCCUGAGCAUGCUCACCAAAACCUUCCCCAUGCAUCUCCCAUCCUCUCCGGCCUUGCUAUAUCUCUGCUCGAAGCUCCUCGCCCUGCCUCUAAAUCGGUUUGAUGCCCGCGUGAUUGAGUUCUGCGAGCAGCUGAUGCACCAGGUUCGCGAGAAGCACACCGAACGGCUGCGUCUCGAACCCUACGACGCCCUGCACGGCACUUCCCUGCAUGUCGACGCCAUUCCGCUGCGCCUGUGUGUCCGACUGAUCCGCGAGAGCACUGCCGACCCUCAGUUCCCCGUCGAGCAAAAGACCCUCGUGCAACAGUUCGCCAGCGCGCAACUGACCCAAUUCAUUCGGGCCGGCCUGAGUGAAGAAGACAAGCUGGAAAUGUACGAACGAUGCAUCCAAGACAUUGCGGAAAUGAACAGUUUCACCGUCGGCAGUAUCCAGGCUCUGAAUGCCAUGCUGCCGGUCAACGACCCGCAAGAAAUCCAAAAGCUGGCGGUGGACUUUGACCUGACCCGCUUGAUCGUCCUGGAAAUCACGCACACCCUGAACACCCAGCAGAUCGAUUUCACUGACCCCUUUUCUCGCACCGGAUUUCUGUCGAGAGUGCAGAUGCUGAGUCGGAUCAUCGACAAGGCCCCCGACACCAUCACACCCGAACUCAGUGACAUGAUCUGGUCCCAAAUCUUCAUGUCCAAAGCGUUGGUUACCCAGGGAAGAACCGCUCUUUGGGACAUGCUCUGCAGCGUAACAAAUCGCUCGAUGAAGCGCAACCCGUUCCUGGAGCGGUGUAUUCAUGAGUACCUGGGCCAGGUUGCACCGGUAGACUACUCCUUUGAGGUCCUGGCCUUUGCGAAGCAGACCAUCACCUACGAGGUUCGCUUUGACCCGCCGCCGUUUGCUGUGGAUGAUGAGGUCGUGUCGAUACCGGGCAUGGACCGCAUCUGGAAUCUUAUCCUUACCGCCCCUCCCGGUUCCAUUGAAACGGAAGCAACCUCCUUUGCGAUCGAUAUCUAUCUCGAUCACCAGCUCAUCCGCCGGUCAUCGCGCGCUUCCGUGGAAGUAACACACAUUGCCUUGGUGGAUCGCUGUGUCGAUCAGCUCAAGUCGGCCGCCACCAAAUUAAAGGCUUUCAAUGACACCUCGGCUGACAGUGACGACACCUCCAUGACCGUUGUACCGCUCGAUGGCGGGGAAGUGGGCGCAGAGGAGCUCCGGUUCAGUCGAGCGUUACUAUUUCUGCGUCAGUUGCUACAAGGACUUCGGGCUCGACCGCAAUACAGCCCUCCGCAGGGUCCCCCCCCGCAGCUGCCGACUCGACCCGAAAAGGGCAAUUUGAUUGAUAUCCCCUACCAGGCUUUUAGCGGCGGGACACAAUCGAAAGUCCGCACGCUUAGCAUCGGGGACCUGUCCACGGCGAUGGAGUUGGUCGAUCGUCUCAAGCAGCUCACAGGCUUUUCCAAGUUUGACACUAUCUAUGGCGGGCAAAAGAUUGAUCUACAGGAAACACCCCAGGCCACGCUUCGUGACAUGAAAAUUCGAUCAGGCCUACUGAUUCUCCGCAAGACCGCAGAUGCCCACGAAACUCCAGUCGCCGGGAGGCGUCAAUCAUUGAACCCCGUUGACUCGGAGGUGCUGAAGCAUUUCGAUGACCUGUAUGACCUUCUCAACCUCGAAGACCACUUGGCGCGUGAGAUAUACGACUUUCUCGUCGUAUUUCCUCCUCAAGAUCGGGUCCGUGAUCUAGUCAAGUCCAAUGACAAAACCGAGAAAGACAUCUUCCCAUUGGAACAUCCAUAUAACCUGCUCUACUCUGUUCAUGCACUUUCGAUAUGCCUUCGAGAAGCAGCACCCGAGACUAUGCCAAAUGAGGGAUUUGUUUCCCACAGCAUUCAGGUGCUUGUCUCCUGCUUGACACAUCCUCAGAUAUCGGAAUCGCUUGAGGAAAGCCACAUCAAGCUUCUGGUUGCCUGCAAUCUCGUGGAGUGUCUGCUUUUAGCUUUCCUGGUGCGACCACCAGUCAGCGUCGAUCAGGGCAUCGUUUCCGACCCAACCCCUCUGGUUCAGCGAUUGCUCACAUUCAUCGAGACUGGCCGGCGACUGUCCGUAACUAGCCCCUCCGCUACUGGGACGCAAAAGCUCAUCUGCAACUCAUUCGCCAUCUUGGUUGAAGGCUCGGUUCGCGACAACACCUUCUGGAGGACCGUGAAACAGAACACGCAACUUGAUGAUCUCAUUUUCAUGUUGCUGUUGGACGAGCCGAAUUGGGCCAUCCGCAAGGAGAUUGCCGAGAACAUCGCCAUGAUCUGUGGUCCGUCGAACCUGGGCAAAAAAUCUGGCAAAGUCCAAGACGAGGAUGUUCAAAAUUCUGCGGUUGUCGACAAUCCCACACGGAUCGAUAUUCUGGCAGCCAUCUGGGAGGCCUUCGUAGGUACCUUCCCUAAAACUAGUGGCUACGCGCCGCAGUCUCGAGAAUUCUUCGAGGUUGCUCUGUCCGUGUUUCGCUCCGUGGCGGAAAAGUCGCCUGGCGACAUCAUUUUCGGCGAAUACCUCAAGACAUGGAGUGGGAUCAUGCUCAGUCACCGAACCGAGGAAUUUGUUGGCCGUGAGCCUGUGGACUACUUGGUUCUUGGCUUCGCGCGUCUGCUGAGAUUGUGCAUGGAUCUGGCCGAUUCGACCACCAUGCCAGUCGAUACUUUAGAUCUUGUCGAAAAUCUAUUCAACUACUAUCUCUUUCCGGACCUUUCCCUUGCCACCUCCGAACCUAUCAGUCCGCAAAUCCCGGUGAUGCAUACCCAGACUCGUCAAGAGCUGUACAAUAUAUUGAUCUUGCUCUGUAAGCGAGAUGAGAAUUUCUCGAAAAUCAUCGAGCUCUUGGAAGACAUUAUUCCUCAAGACUACACGUAUUCUCUCACAUGGUGCUUUGAUCGCUACAAAAUGAUCAGAUCCCCAGAAGGCUACGCAGGGCUCAAGAACCUAUCAAAUACAUGCUACUUGAACUCUCUGCUUGCUCAGCUGUUCAUGAAUGUUCGAUUCCGAGAAUUCAUGCUCUCGCUCCAGGCAGAGUGCCCGACAUCAUCCCAACUGCUCCUCGAGGAGACGAAGAAGGUCUUUGGGAAUAUGCAGGAGACAUGGCUGAAAAGCGUGGAUCCCCAGGGCCUUGUCGAUACAAUUAGAACAUAUGACAACGAACCUAUCGAUGUCACCGUCCAGAUGGACGUGGAUGAGUUUUACAAUCUCUUAUUCGAUAGAUGGGAAGCGCAAAUCUCCGACGCAGAGAUGAAAAAGAAGUUCCGGUCAUUUUAUGGCGGGCAGCUAGUCCAGCAGAUCAAGUCCAAGGAAUGUCCGCACAUCUCGGAGCGCCUGGAGCCCUUCUCCGCCAUCCAGUGCGAAAUCAAGGGUAAAGCCAGUUUGGAAGAAAGUCUUCAAGCAUAUGUCGAGGGCGAAAUCAUGCAAGGAGACAAUAAGUAUUCCUGCACCUCAUGUGGACGCCACGUCGAUGCGGUCAAGAGAGCUUGUCUGAAAGAUAUUCCUGACAACUUGAUCUUCCAUCUAAAACGGUUUGACUUUGAUAUGGUCACGAUGAUGCGCAGUAAGAUCAACGAUGAGUUCCAAUUCCCGGACCGAAUCGACAUGCGUCCUUUUACCGUUGAGUAUCUUUCCGAUCCGACUUCCGACCUGCCACAGGAUGUGUUCGAACUCGUCGGUGUACUGGUUCACAGUGGCACUGCCGAAUCGGGCCACUACUACUCGUACAUUCGAGAGCGUCCGACUGCCGAUGGAAGAGGGUCAUGGGUUGAGUUCAAUGACUCGGACGUCAGCCGAUUCGAUCCUUCCAAAAUCGCUGAUCAGUGUUUUGGUGGUUCCAAUGACCCUUUGCAAUCUGCGGCCAUGGGCCAGAUGCGGUACCACAAGGUCUGGAGCGCCUACAUGUUGUUUUACCAGCGAGUCUCCAGCAUGGAGACGGCCAAGGAACCCAACGGCCCGAUUCCCAAUAGUAUCCCCGUGCGGGUGCCAUUGCCGGUAGAGCUGAGAAACCACAUCGCGAUGGAGAAUGAGGUCUUUAUUCGGGCGUACUGUCUUUUGGAUCCACAUCAUGCUUUCUUUGUGAGAUACCUGCUUUCGCGAGCAAGGGACGUGAUCAAAUCCGGCGACCUCAGCACAGGCAAGUCAGCUGUUUUCGUCGCGUUAGAUACAUUGGAACAGCUCAUCUCGCGGACGCGGGAGCCCAUGGAACUGGAUAACUUGGCUACGGAGCUGCUCCGGACCGUCAACGAAAGCCCACAAGGAGCCUGCAGGGUUCUUGAAUGGGUGACGGAUAAACCAGACGGAAUCCGCAACCUGGCACUCAAAAGUCCUCAUGCCGCCGUGAAAACUAGCUUUUCCAGGAUUGUCGUCUCGGCACUCGCGCGUUUACAGAAGGCAGAGCAAUCAAGCGUUAUUGGAGAGGCCGAGCAGGAGGAAUGGCGUGUCCGAUUUAUGAAUGCGUUUGAGAGCAUUGUUGUGAAGCUUGAGAGCUUGUGGCCUAUUCUUCACACAGUGAGCCGGUCGUGGGACGACUAUUUCGACCUCCUACUGUUGCUUUGCGAUUUUGGAAUCCAAGAAGCUGGAGUCAUCCUUGACAGCGGCUUCCUAGUCAAGGUCUUGGAGAUCAUCUGGCUUGAUCGAGAAGAUGCGAAGAAGCUGAAACGACACUACCUAGCAUACUACAAGUUGGUGGAACGGGGCCGCAGAUUCUCGUAUCGCAAGAUGAUGGAUUUCCUGAUAUCUCUGCUUGGGAACAUUGAUCUGACGCUCCCCGUCACAGCAAGAUAUGGGACGCCGCGUACCCUUCAAGAUGGAAAAUACUCCCUGAAUGAGGCCGAAGACGCUCUCAUUCGACCGCUCGGCCGUAAUCGCGAGCUGGUCUUCUUGAAGAAAGUCGUUCAGCAGCAGAGCAAUCCGCCGGCCUGCAGAGCCAUUGUAAGCUGGCUUUUGAAUUGGGAGCCAGACAGUGAUCUGACCGAUCCGAUAUGCAAAGCCCUAGAAGAAGGGCUGCGAGUAGCCCCGGCUUCUCUCUGCACCCCCUUCCUCGAAGGGACGCUGGUCUUUUGCCGGCGAAGCCCUGACGAGCUGCGCAUUGUGGAAAUGAUUGACUUCGUUGCCAAGGGCGUGGAAUCGAUCAACAACAGUGGAGGCAAGGAGCAUCUCACGUUUUUCACCAGUCUUAUGGCCAGUCACAACGAGAGAAUCGGGCGCGAUGAACGAUGGUUCUCGACACAGGCCAUGGAAAAGGUCCCGGACUGGGCACCCACGUUACUCAUCUAUCCCGAGAAGACCCUCCGGGCCACCACCUUUGAGAUCCUCCGGGAUGUCUUGUUUGGUAGAGAGUACCAGGACUCGACGGAAGACUGGCCUGCCAAGCAGGCAAGUAUCGCAAGGGAGCUUGCCCGAACCUGCGUCGAUCGACUGCAGAAAACGUACCUGGUCAAUCCUGGCCAGAAUAUCGAGGCCAGAGUGGUUGAGACAAUCAACAUAGUUCUGACGCACUGUCUGGAUACAUACUUUGAUAAGGAAAGUGAGGAAGAUCAAGACUUUGUUCGACAAGCUCAAGCCAUCACCGCAGCUAUCGACGAGUUGUCGGUCGAUUUGCCCGAGGAUCUAGUUUCCGAGUCUGAUUUCCCCUCACCAGAAGAAUGGGAAGACAACUCGCUCAUGGCGAGUGAUUCAGAGAUUGGACUAGCUGGAUCUCCAUGA
Molecule: messenger RNA, 7764 nt
Organism: Penicilliopsis zonata CBS 506.65
Lineage: Eukaryota; Fungi; Ascomycota; Eurotiomycetes; Eurotiales; Aspergillaceae
Exons: 9
Coding region: 1-7764 (2587 amino acids)
Biological process (GO): protein deubiquitination
Cellular component (GO): cytosol; nucleus
Molecular function (GO): cysteine-type endopeptidase activity; cysteine-type deubiquitinase activity
Source: RefSeq, a predicted model, not a curated record